AUGGGGGAGGAGGGGAGGUUACUUGCGAAGGAGGACGUGGGUCAGCUUCCUGUCUGGGAGCUGCAAACCCUCUGUCGAGACCGCGGCAUGCGCUCACUGGGUCUCACGGAGGAGCGCCUGCGGAGUCAGCUGCGUCAGUGGCUUGAACUACAUUUGGAGAAAAAUGUGCCCAUCUCUCUGCUACUUCUUUCAAGGGCUAUGUACGUUCAGGACACGACUUUGCCACCAGAACAGCAGCUGCAACACGUUCUCUCCGUUCUGCCCAUUGCCGCUUCCGAAGAGGCCGCCAUUAAGGCCAUAGAGUCGACGGAGGGCGUCGAUCCCAAGACUAAGAUUGAAGUCCUUCGGAAGGAGCAGGAAUCCAUCAAGGCGGAACGCGCCGCAGAAAAACAGCGCCAGUCGGAUGAAAAGAAGAAACUGGAACUGGCAAAACAGGCCGAGGAAGAAAGACUGGAAUUAGCCAAAAAGGCCGAAACUAUGGCGAAGACGGCCGAAAAGACCCAAAUUUCGGCUAGUGAACGGGAAACAUUUGCACCGACCCCGACACAUCUUCUGUUUGGAGUCGUCUAUUUGGCUCAAGUCUUGAAUAAAACCCGAGAUGAAUAG
Dibothriocephalus latus is the source of this 606-nucleotide messenger RNA. The record is from the annotation of a GenBank genome assembly. Lineage: Eukaryota; Metazoa; Platyhelminthes; Cestoda; Diphyllobothriidea; Diphyllobothriidae.